Molecule: messenger RNA, 378 nt
Organism: Emericellopsis cladophorae
Lineage: Eukaryota; Fungi; Ascomycota; Sordariomycetes; Hypocreales; Bionectriaceae
Exons: 1
Coding region: 1-378 (125 amino acids)
Source: RefSeq, a predicted model, not a curated record
AUGCUCAUCUACUCGGGCACGGAGAACUUCGUCUCCGCCCUGUGCGCCUCCAUCCCCGUCAUCCGCCCCCUCUGGAACAAGGUCAUCCACGGCUACACGACCCGCGACGGCUCCUACCCCGAGCGCAGCUACCAGCUCAGCGAUCAUCCCAAGAACGAAGACCUCUCCGGCAAAAUGAACUCCCGCGGCCCAGGCCCCGAGACACGCAUCUACGCCAGCGCCUUCAACCCCGACAAUGCAAGCGACGAGACCAUUCUCCGCGAGGGCAAGCACAAUGACAGGACGACCGUGGUGGAGGGCAACGACAUCUUCUGCCAGACGGAUAUCUCGGUCAGGUCCACAAACGACAUGCACUCUUCGUCCUCAGACAGGGUCUAA